AGUCAUCAACCUAUUACUAGUGUCAGUUCUCUUCUUCCUCUCUACCAAUUGAAAGUAAGUAUUGAUUUCGCCUAAUAGGGACAAAGCAAAGUAGGGUGGUCAAGUACAGUAUGCCUGGAGUUCGUAGUGCCCACUAGAUAUCAUUGGCAAGUUAUAGAAGUCUUUCUCUCUUCUGAGAUAUCAUUGGUCAGUGCAGCGAGGGGCAACCAUCAUUUCUAUUGCUCUGUAAAGAAAAGAUAGGACAAGGGUCUUGCUCCACCCAAUGGAGAUAAAGCACGGGGAUCCGUUAAGGGCGUAUUGAAUCGAUAAGAAGCACUUGAAUUCUAGUGGGCCCGGCUACCCAACACUAGCCCCGGAUCAUUUAUGUAUUAUCAAUUGAUAGUAGGGGCAGGCAGGGGAAACUCUUUAUAUCAGUUAAGUAAACUACUGAUUGUAUUGUGGGCUGGGAUCACCUUUGCGAGUCGAAGUAAUUUCCGGAAAGACACAGAGGAGCUCUCAUGCGUGGACCAGCAGUAGCCCUGUCCUCUCCUCUUUGUUGGAAGAUGAGUACACAUCGGGUAAUCCGCCCACGAGAGCCCAAUCACAAGAGGCUCAUACAGAAAGCAAUCAGCCCAUAGCCCAAUAUCGAGACCACAGCCUAUUAUUCAAACCACAAAGGAUCCGUCUUUCAUCGUCCAAUCUUCUCGAUCGAACAUAUUGACAUCAAUACUCCUUUCCAUGGCCAUUCACGGCCCGCGAAGAUCAACCACUCGUACCCGAGAUCACUAUCCAAUCAAAAACCAGACUUCCAAGAUCCAUCUCACUCAGACCCUUUUGAAUGUAGCGGAUAACAACGGAGUGGGGAUAUCGAAUUGAUAUGUAUUCGAAUCUUAGGAGCUGGUAAUCACUGAUAUGCUCAUAUUGGUGACGUUAUUGUUGCUGUAAUCAAAGAAGCAGUGCCCAAAAUGCCUCUAGAAAGAUCAGACAGAAGUAAGACGAGCUGUAAUUGUACGUACAUGUAAAGAACUCAAACGUGACAACGGUAUGAUAAUACGAUAUGAUGACGGUUGUCAUUGAUCAAGAAGGAAAUCCAAAUGGAACUCGAGUUUUUGGUGCGAUCGCUCGGGAAUUGAGACUUAUGAAUUUCACUAAAAGAGUCUCAUGAGCUCCUGAGGUAUUAAAAAUACUAGUAGUAGAGACUAUGAUAUAGUAGGGUAUCAGAAUAUAGAUCAAUUAGUAGAUUGUGUCUGACGCAUAUACAUGAAAAAAAAGAAUAAUUAGAUAAUAAUAAGAAUAAGAAUUCUAAUCUUAAUAAAAGGAAGGGUUCGAAUAGCAUCUACUAAUAUUACCGAAAACUUUGUGAAAAUACUUCUACGAGAAGGUUUUAUUGAAAACGUUCGAAAACCAUAGGGAAAGUAACAAAUCUUUCUUGGCACGUGCCCCUGCUCCUGGUCUUCGAACUAGUCAUUAAUGGUCGGCAACAUAGGUACCCUUUUUCGGUAUGCGUUGCGAACACUUUCAUUUUUAGCGUCUCAUCUUCUCUGGAGAAGCUCAAAUCGAACGGAUAGAGCAGAUGGUCCAACUACAGAACUUCUUCUUUUUCAUUACUUCCAUGGUCGUGCCCCGUGGCACGGCAGCACCCGUACUAUUGAAAUGGUUCGUCAGUAGAGAUGUUCCCACUGGUGCCUCUUCUUCCAAUGGUACUAUAAUUCCUAUUCCUAUCCCUUUAUUCCCUUUUUUGGUCUAUCUACAUUUAAGGAAAUUCAUACGCUCCAUGGACAGAGCUAAAAGUGGAGUGUUGGUCAAAGCAAGCCGCCCUAUUCUAUUACCAGACAAAAUGGAGAGAAGCUCAUCCGCUAGAAAUGCUUUAUUUUGUUUCGUUCCCGUUCUUCAUUUCCUUAUUAUCGAAUCCAUGGGGGACUUGUCAUAUUUAGAAUCUUUCUGCGGUCUGCUCUGUUUACAAUUCUUUCGUACUCUCUUCUCUUUACCACGCGAUAGGUCAGCGAAGCGUGAGCGGGCGCUCCGAAGUAAAGGCCAAACACUUCGGCCUAAGGGGAAUGAGCAACAAAAUGACAAGAUGAGGUGCCCCGGGCACCCCCAUAUAGAAAGAAGGGUCGAAGGUUUUGGGCCUGUAGCUUUCCCCGCCCCCCCCCCCUCGUCGAGUGGUGCUUGUUUGGGGGGUGUGCCACCAGAAAGCGGGCUUGAAGCUCUCGCCUUACCAACGAGCCGACUGCUGAUGGCUGUUGGUCACGACUACUACAAAAAAGUGAAGAUGAAUCUUUCUAUUUCACAUGGAGGAGUGUGCAUCUUUAUGUUGGGUGUUCUUCUGUCGUGCGACCCGAUGGCUUAUGUGCGACCUGUGGCCCACGCCUCCUAUUCUAUUUGUUCAGGGCGGGCGGCGUGAACUCUGAUUCGAUCCGGGUAUUCAAUCCCGCCGCUGAGAUGCUCAGUUGACUCCUUAACCUUGAUAGGAAGAUGGCUUAUUCCAAAAUUCGUGCAUAAGGGUAAGGAACUUUGGAUGAAUUAAUGCGAAUGGGUGUAAGCCUCGCUGCUCGGAAA
This is a messenger RNA of Hordeum vulgare subsp. vulgare (domesticated barley), 2538 nucleotides long. Its product is annotated as cytochrome c biogenesis CcmF C-terminal-like mitochondrial protein. The transcript has a single exon. Lineage: Eukaryota; Viridiplantae; Streptophyta; Magnoliopsida; Poales; Poaceae. Gene Ontology annotation, biological process: cytochrome complex assembly. The coding region runs from base 1553 to 2383 and encodes 276 amino acids. The record is from RefSeq and is a predicted model, not a curated record.